CCGGAGAGCCCGGGGUAUCCUGAGCUUUGUGCCGAGCCGGUGGGGCAGACUCUUGCCACCAGCGUCCCUGGGCGAGGAAGAUGCUGCCGACCGGGAAGACCACGAAGCAGGGCAAAAGGGGCAUUCUAGAGCGCUUAGAUGCUGGAGAAAUUGUGAUUGGAGAUGGAGGAUUUGUCUUUGCUCUUGAAAAGAGGGGAUAUGUAAAAGCCGGGCCUUGGACUCCUGAAGCAACUGUAGAGCACCCAGAAGCAGUUCGUCAGCUUCACCGUGAAUUCCUCAGAGCUGGAUCCAGUGUUCUACAGACAUUCACCUUUUAUGCCAGUGAGGACAAACUAGAGAACAGGGGCAAUUAUGUAGCUGAGAAGAUAAGUUGCCAGAAAGUUAAUGAAGCUGCUUGUGACAUUGCAAGAGAAGUGGCUAAUGAAGGUGAUGCUUUAGUGGCUGGAGGAGUCAGUCAAACACCAUCAUACUUAAACUGCAAGGAUAAAGCAGAGGUUAAAGCAGUCUUUCGACAGCAACUAGAUAUCUUUAUGAAGAAGAAUGUGGACUUCCUAAUUGCAGAGUAUUUUGAACAUGUUGAAGAGGCUGUCUGGGCAGUUGAAGUUCUAAAAGAAUCUGGAAAGCCAGUUGCAGCUACAAUGUGCAUUGGUCCAGAUGGAGACAUGCAUGGUAUUCCACCUGGAGAAUGCGCUGUCCAACUGGUAAAGGCUGGUGCUUCUAUUGUUGGAGUCAACUGCCAUUUUGAUCCAGAUACUUCCCUGGAAACCGUAAAACUGAUGAAAGAGGGCUUGCAGGCAGCUAAACUGAAAGCCCACCUGAUGUCCCAACCACUUGCUUUCCAUACACCUGAUUGUGGAAAGCAGGGUUUUAUUGAUCUUCCAGAAUUUCCCUUUGCUUUGGAGCCAAGAAUUGUAAGCAGAUGGGAUGUUCAAAAUUAUGCAAGAAAGGCCUAUGACUUAGGAAUUCGUUAUAUUGGAGGUUGCUGUGGAUUUGAGCCAUAUCACAUCCGAGCAAUAGCUGAGGAGCUGGCUCCUGAAAGAGGAUUUUUUCCAGAAGCUUCUGAGAAACAUGGUAGCUGGGGCAAUAGCCUGAGCAUGCAUACCAAACCCUGGGUCAGAGCAAGGGCAAGAAAAGAAUACUGGGUGAAUCUGAAGCCUGCUUCAGGCAGGCCAUACUGUCCUUCAAUGUCAAAGCCGGAUGGCUGGGGAGUGACCAAAGGAUCCAGGGAGCUAAUGCAACAGAAAGAAGCAACAAGUGAACAACAGCUGAAGGAGCUCUUCCAGAAACAGAAGUUCUAAUCCACUGCCUUCUCUGUUAGUUAGGUGCCAUUAAUUGGGUAGACACAGAAAUAUGUGAAAAGUAAUAAUUGGCUUAAUCCACCUGUGAGAAGAGAAAAGGCCUUCUAUAAAUACAGCUGUCAAUGGACUUCCACUCCUGAGUCUGUGUUCAGUUUAGGGUUAUGUAGGAGCUUCCUCAGACCUCAAGGUUUGUUGAGGACUACUUCAGGGACACACAAGCUGACAGACACACAGUUAUCUGCAGUUGCUUUCUUUAUUUCAAAAGAAUAAAACUGAAAUGGAAAAUACAUCUUACAUUGGAAUAAAAAAAUAAGGAGAAUGAGAUCUUGCAGGAGUUUCUUAUAUAGAGGAGAAAGGUUCAGAGAACUUCUAAUAGAGAAA
Messenger RNA from Melopsittacus undulatus (budgerigar), 1679 nucleotides. RefSeq names its product betaine--homocysteine S-methyltransferase 1. Gene Ontology annotation, cellular component: cytosol. Gene Ontology annotation, biological process: L-methionine salvage. The transcript is spliced from 8 exons. Bases 81 to 1298 code for a protein of 405 amino acids. Gene Ontology annotation, molecular function: betaine-homocysteine S-methyltransferase activity; zinc ion binding. The record is from RefSeq and is a predicted model, not a curated record. Lineage: Eukaryota; Metazoa; Chordata; Aves; Psittaciformes; Psittaculidae.